AUGGGCAGAUUCAACUUUGGCAAGAGCGACCCAUCGCCGGUGGACGACAACGUCGAGCGUCGACCAUCAGCAGUCGAGGCAUUGGAGGAUGCCACCCGGAGGAAGAGCGUUGACGACCAUGUCGUCACUGGCGCUGGCGAAAUCACAACCAGACAGUCCAUCAUUCCCGUCUCGCUUGUCACCGUCCUCUUCUUCAUGUGGGGCUUCGCCUACGGCCUCCUCGACGUCUUGAACAAGCACUUCCAGGAAACGCUUAACAUCACUGCUGCACAGUCCUCUGGUCUGCAAGCUGCCUACUUUGGAGCCUACUUCAUCGGCCCGCUCACUUACAGUGGUUGGAUUGUCCGCAAGUUUGGUUACCGAUGGACGUUCAUCACCGGUCUCUGCAUUUACGGCGUGGGAGCUCUGCUAUUCUGGCCCAGUGGUGUUCAGAGGUCGUUCGGUGGCUUCUGCGGUUCCAUGUUCGUUGUUGGCUCGGGUCUGAGUACCCUUGAGACAUCUGCCAACCCGUUCAUUGCUACUUGCGGUCCUCCUAGAUGGAUGGAACUCCGUCUCAACUUGGCCCAGGCCUUCCAGGCUAUUGGUAGUGUCGUAGCACCCGUCCUCGCGUCCUUCGUUCUCUUCAAGAACGUCAACAACGACAGCCUCCAGUCUGUACAAUGGGUGUACCUGGGCAUCGCCUGCUUCGUCUUUGCCCUCGCAGUCGUCUUUUUCUUCGCUCCCAUUCCCGAAAUCACAGACGCCGACGUCGCCGCCCAGUCCGAGAAGACGGAGAACGUCACAGGCUACGUCGACAAGCCGUUCCGCCAGCAGUACACACUCUUCUGGGGCGUAGCAGCACAGUUCUGCUACGUCGGUGCCCAGGUCGCCGUUGCGGGUUUCUUCAUCCACUACGUCACUGAGGUCAAGCCCACUCUCACGACCGCUGACGGCUCCAACCUCCUCGCUGUUGCCCAGGCACUCUUCGCUGUCGGUCGUUUCGUCGCGAGUUUGAUGAUGAAGUGGGUCAAGCCCCGCUGGAUCCUGCUCGGCUUCCUUACAGGCUGCGUGAUCUUCAUCACCGCCUCGAUCCCCACUACCGGCGACACUGCGAUCGCGAUGCUGUGCAUGGUGCUCUUCUUCGAGUCCUGCAUCUUCCCUACCAUCUUUACGCUGAGUCUGCGCGGUCUCGGACGCCACACCAAGCGUGGUGCUUCGUUCCUCGUUGCGUCUGUCUCUGGCGGUGCUGUCUUCCCGCCCAUGCUCGGCGCUGUGGUUGAUGCGCGUAACACCCGUGUUGCUAUGGCGGUACCUCUCGGUGGCUUCCUGAUUGCGUAUUCGUUCCCUGUCUACCUUAACUUGUUUAAGGCGAAGGAGCUCGAUGCGUUCAACGAGUCCAAGGUCGGUGUUGAGCAGACCCCGACUGACAAGGAUAUCGAGGCAGAGCUGUUUGAGGAGAAGGCUGGAGGCGUUGGGCGAGUGGAGAAGGUCUAG
Messenger RNA from Boeremia exigua, 1473 nucleotides. Its product is annotated as putative L-fucose-proton symporter. Gene Ontology annotation, biological process: transmembrane transport. The record is from RefSeq and is a predicted model, not a curated record. Lineage: Eukaryota; Fungi; Ascomycota; Dothideomycetes; Pleosporales; Didymellaceae. Gene Ontology annotation, molecular function: transmembrane transporter activity. The transcript has 5 exons. The coding region runs from base 1 to 1473 and encodes 490 amino acids.